CUUCCGGUUGACAUGGAAAACUGAAACCUGAGUGGCAGACGAUACAAAUUCGGUAUCUGUUCACAGUUUUAUUUAUUUAAAACAGUAUCAUUACUAGAGUACUAUGGUACGUGUAGUAUUCAUACAUCCAGAUCUUGGAAUUGGAGGGGCUGAGAGAGCUGUUGUCGACGCUGCUUUAGCUUUGAAGUCGCGUGGACACGACGUUCUGUUUCUGACAGCUCAUCAUGACCCAACACACUGCUUCCAGGAAACUCGUGAUGGAACAUUGCAGGUGAUAUCUGUUGGUGAUUGGCUGCCAAGAAGUGUUUUUGGACGUAUGCAGGCACUUUUUGCCUAUCUUCGCAUGGUCUAUGUGGCAUUUUAUCUGGUAUUCGUCAGCGGGCUUCAGUUUGAUCUUAUAUUUUGCGACCAGAUCUCAGCAUGCAUACCAGUUUUAAAACUGUCAGGUUGCAAAAUACUUUUCUACUGCCAUUUUCCAGACUUGCUUUUAACUCAACGAAAUACGUGGUUAAAAUGGAUAUAUCGAGCCCCUUUAGACUGGAUGGAAGAAAAAACAACUGGCCUGGCAGACUGCAUCCUUGUAAACAGCAAAUUCACAGCUGGAGUAUUUCAUGAAACAUUCAACUCCCUGCAGCACAUCACACCGGAAGUGUUAUACCCGAUUCCAGACUUCUCUGCCUUUCAGAAACCUAUAGAACAGCUCAGUGAUGAUCAGUUACCUACAGAAAGGAAGCCUCUUUUCCUUUCCAUCAACCGCUAUGAACGAAAGAAGAAUUUAGCUCUAGCAAUCAAAGCUUUUGGCAAGAUGUACUCUGAUUGCAGAAAGGGGCAUCUGGUGAUGGCAGGGGGCUAUGAUGAAAGGGUGCAAGAAAACGUGGAGCACUACCAGGAACUGCGAGAUCUAGCUUGCAAACUUAAUCUUAAUGAUAAUGUAACUUUCUUGCGCUCUGUUUCCGAUGCACAGAAGCGUGCACUGCUGAAGUCAUGUACCUGCCUCUUGUAUACUCCUGAUCGUGAACAUUUUGGAAUUGUGCCUAUUGAGGCUAUGUACAUGCGUUGCCCAGUUAUUGCAAUUGCCAGUGGUGGUCCACUUGAGACUGUUGAAGAUGGAGUCACUGGGUUCCUUUGUCAGCCUACAGAAGAUUCUUUUGCGGAGGCAAUGAGUAAAAUUGCAAGCAGUUCUGAUCUAGUGAAAAAGUUAGGAGAGGCAGGAAGAAAGAGAGUAGAAGAAAAGUUUUCAUUUGAACAGUUCACUGAAAAACUGGAUAAGGUGGUCAAUGGUCUAAUGUCACGCUCAUAGAAGAUGCACUGUUCUGCAUUUAUUGUUUGUCACUAUUGUGUACACAACAGCAAACAGAAAAUAAUUUCAGUUGUGUUCCACAUCACCCAUAUUUAUUGUGCCAUGUAUAUAGUAUGACAUUAACAUAACACUGGGAAAUUUAUGCUUCAUUCAGGUGGUUAUAUUGUGAUUUUAAGAAAUAUAAUAGUUGAGUAAGUAUGAAUAUUUGUUGAUAAAAUGUUAUAACUGGUCUACAGAAAAAAAAUGAAACAAAAAAAAGCUGUGGAACAUUGUGCCUUCUCACAAAUUUAGCAUGCUGCUACAUCUGCUUUGAUUAUUUAAUCAUUCCUCUGCCUUAUGUGUAUAUUGUGUGUGCAUGUUGUUGGCAUGUUUGUGUAUGCAAAGCAAUUUGAAACCUGGUUUCAGGGAUAAAGCAUUAUGUAAGUAUUCAUUGCUACUGUUUAUUAAUUAUAUUUAUGACUAUGGUUAAAAUGGUGAAACCAGCAAAUUGCAAGUAGAUUAUUUAUUGUUUUCCUACACCUGCUGAAUCCUUUUAAAUAAUUAGAGCUCACCAAAUCAGCUAUCACCUGCGUGAAUAUGUCAUUCACUGGUUGAAUACCAUAACAAAAUUACAUAACAAAUUGUCUAACCUGCUUGGAAUAAAAGUUUAAAAAAAAUAGACAUCAUUUUUUGCUGCCAAAAUAACCUUCCAAACUGAUGUGACUAAAUCUAGUGGAGGCUAUAAUUUAAUGCAGCUUUCUUCUCCUGGUUAAUUUUGUGAACAUGGGACUUAAUAAUUUGAAACGUUUUUUGGGUCAAAGUACUUAUAUUUCUCUAUGUUUAUAUAAACUAAUUUUCUUAUGGUCAGAUGUGUGGGCAGUUUAAAGUUUAUUAUGGGGAAUGAAAGUUAGAUUAAAUUGUGGUGUAACUUAUAAAAUGCAUGCUUAACUCUACAUCUUGCCUGCAACUUUCUGCAACACUGUUUAGCACAUUAAUCCCAGUGUAUGGAUCUUCCUAUUAACGUGAACAGUAAUUGAAUUUCUGUAUAUAUAUAUAAAUUAUAUGUUUCAUUUAUAUUGUCACAAUUAGUGUCUCACUCCUUACACUUUACAUUGUCCAGAUCCUUAAUGUUCAGGUACCACAAAUUCCUCAAGGUGUUUGUGAAGUAGUGCUACUUACAAUUUCACAUUUCAACCUGCUGUUAUUUUGCAUUUUUUUCAGAACAUUUUAAGCAAAGUAUUUGUCUUGUAUGGGGAAUAAAAUAACUUCGCGGUUA
Molecule: messenger RNA, 2555 nt
Organism: Pomacea canaliculata
Lineage: Eukaryota; Metazoa; Mollusca; Gastropoda; Architaenioglossa; Ampullariidae
Product: alpha-1,3/1,6-mannosyltransferase ALG2-like
Exons: 4
Coding region: 104-1300 (398 amino acids)
Molecular function (GO): alpha-1,3-mannosyltransferase activity; GDP-Man:Man(1)GlcNAc(2)-PP-Dol alpha-1,3-mannosyltransferase activity
Source: RefSeq, a predicted model, not a curated record